Molecule: messenger RNA, 1278 nt
Organism: Ipomoea nil (Japanese morning glory)
Lineage: Eukaryota; Viridiplantae; Streptophyta; Magnoliopsida; Solanales; Convolvulaceae
Exons: 2
Coding region: 1-1278 (425 amino acids)
Biological process (GO): DNA integration
Molecular function (GO): nucleic acid binding
Source: RefSeq, a predicted model, not a curated record
AUGAAGCAAGGACAAGUGGAUUCGGAAAUCCAACUAUUCAACCUCAGGAUCAUACCCACGUUGUUUGAAGAAAUCAAAGACGGGCAACAACAAGAUCCUGAGUUACAAAAGAUAAAACUGGGCCUAACCGAAGGGAAGAACGGGUCGUUCGAGCUGUUUAGUGACGGCAACCUUCGCUGUGAAGGAAGAUGGUGCGUGCCCAUGACACAUCCCCACCUGAAGAGACAAAUCCUAGAAGAAGGGCACGAUUCACCUUACUCCGUACACCCCGGAGGCGAUAAACUGUACCAAGAUGUGAAGAAGCUAUUUUCGUGGCCUAACAUGAAAAAGGAGGUAGCAGACUUUGUAUGCAAAUACCUAACUGUCAAAAGGUGGUCAAAUAUCAUGGGGUCCCACAAAACAUCCUUUACGAUAGAGACCCCAGAUCCUCUUGCAAUUUUGGAGAUCACUACAAACGGCGAUGGGGAUAAAACUAAAGUUAAGCACGCUUUCCACCCCACGACCGACGGCCAAACCGAGAGGACAAUUCAAACCCUUGAAGAUAUGUUGAGAGCCUGCAUGUUAGACUUCCAGGGAACAUGGGAGGAACACCUAGAUCUAAUCGUAUUCUCCUACAACAUUAGUUAUCACGCGAGUAUUCGUAUGACACCCUACGAAGCUUUGUAUGGACAAAAGUCUCAGACUCCCAUAUGUUGGGAAGACAUGGUCAACCCGGUAACUCUAGAACCACAGUAUUUACAAGACACCAUAACAAAGGUCAGACACAUACAAGAGAGAAUGAAGGCCGCACAAGACCGCCAGAAGUCCUACGCCGAUCUAGGGAGGAAACAAGCUGAAUUCCCCGUGGGGGAAAAGGUUUGGCUAAAGGUUUCACCCACCCGGGGUGUAAUGAGAUUCGGGAAGAAAGGGAAGUUAAGCCCUAGAUUUAUCGGCCCCUACGAGAUCCUAGAGAAAGUCGGGAACCUGGCUUAUCGCCUCGCGUUGCCAGUCGAACUAGAGCAGACACACAAAGUAUUCCACGUGUCGCAACUAAAGAAAUAUGUACAUAAUGCGACUCAUGUGCUCCAACCUGAAAUAAUGUGCUUGGAUGACACCCUAUCCUACGAGGAGAAGCCUAUGAAAAUCCUGGACACAAAGACAAGAGAAACCCGCCGGAAGACUGUAAAGAUGGUCAAAGUCCUUUGGUCCAAUCGUGAGAGAGAGGAAGCAACGUGGGAGCUCGGAAGCGCAACGAGAGAGCUCUACCCCGACCUGUUCGCUCAAGGUACCAUAAACUAG